GACACAGUGACCGUUUUAGCGGUCGAGGGCUCGGGCCAUGCACCACUACCGCGUGUUAGUGCCAAUUGUGUUCGUACUCUAUCAGCUGGUCGCAGCGUUCGCGAACACCGCACCGGCCGUUACCACCGAGAGUAACCUCAAUUUCGCCGAAACCGUUUAUGCGAAACUUUCGAGCGCUUGUAGAGCAAUAAUGGAUCUUAGAUAUAACGCCAUGAAUGACAAAAAAGAGCUUAUAAAGACUAUGAAAAUAAUACAUAUAAAAGGCGAUAAAACGGAAACGUUUCCUAUUGACUCCGCAUAUGUAGCACUUACCCAGCCGUCAGUAUAUGAUAUUACUAAACAAACAAAGAUUAUCGUUCAUGGAUACAAGGACAAUUCACUAUCUGAAGUUCCCAUGGAUUUGGCGCAUGCUUAUAACGAAAAGAAAAUGUUUAACGUAUUAUUGGUGGAUGCAGAGGACAUGAUUAACAAGUGGUAUGUGCUAUCCGUCCACAAUGCUCGCCUAGUCGGAAAGAGGCUUGGAAACCUGUUAGCUAAUUUAGAAAAUUAUGGAGCAAAUGCUGAAGAUUUCCACAUAAUCGGUAUAAGUCUUGGUGCUCAUAUCGCUGGAUGGGCCGGAAAAUAUUUCCGACAGUAUAAAGCGCGCAGUAUAGGACGGAUAACAGGAUUAGAUCCAGCAGGACCUUGCUUCUCUUACGCAUACAGCGAUCAGAGGCUUGAUAAAACAGACGCCGUGUAUGUGGACGUUGUACAUUCAAACAGGCUACUUCAAGGAGUGAUAGAACCGUUGGGGCAUGCAGAUUUUUAUAUUAACGGAGGCGGACCCGGGCAGCCUGGUUGUUUUAUGCCGUCCUGUAGUCAUUUGCGAGCAGCUCAAGUGUAUAUAGAAAGUAUCCGAACUCCUAAAUCGUUUGUGGGUGUGCAGUGCGAAAAUUGGGAUCAAUUUCUGAAGAACUCGUGUGAUAAAAAUGAUUAUGCCAUUCUCGGGUACGGGUCAUCGAGCAGUGCCCGGGGACUUUAUUAUUUACGCACUGCGUCUAAAUCUCCCUUCGGCCUCGGUAUCAAUGGCGUUACAUACGUAAAAAGGAAAGUGGACCCUUGGCUAGAAAAUUUACAUAUCACUUAAUUCUUGUUAUAAAAUUCUAGCUUACUUAUUAAAUUGAUGCCAUACUGUUAACAAAGUUUUGGUCUUUCAUUUCCAAGUUAUCUGUCGAAAUGUAGGUUGCUUGUAUUAUGUUCGCAUAUCUUCGCACGUAACGAAACUUGUUAAGAGAGUUUAUAUUGCAAUCAAAUUUCGAGAAACUUCGUCGAUAAAAUCACUUUGUAAUUACCUAAUAAUGUACUGGAAACUUGAAGUCUUGCUAAAUUGUUAGAGAUUUC
Chilo suppressalis (striped riceborer) is the source of this 1380-nucleotide messenger RNA. Lineage: Eukaryota; Metazoa; Arthropoda; Insecta; Lepidoptera; Crambidae. The record is from the annotation of a GenBank genome assembly.